Stylophora pistillata is the source of this 3487-nucleotide messenger RNA. RefSeq lists its product as uncharacterized. The record is from RefSeq and is a predicted model, not a curated record. NCBI's taxonomy places the organism in Eukaryota, Metazoa, Cnidaria, Anthozoa, Scleractinia, Pocilloporidae. Gene Ontology annotation, biological process: anatomical structure development; regulation of cell population proliferation; regulation of transcription by RNA polymerase II. Gene Ontology annotation, molecular function: RNA polymerase II transcription regulatory region sequence-specific DNA binding; DNA-binding transcription factor activity, RNA polymerase II-specific. Gene Ontology annotation, cellular component: nucleus.
CCAUUUAUUGAAUAAUUAAUCAAAUCUGUUCAAAAUUUUACGCUGUAAGUUGGAAACUCACCCCUCAGAAAACUAGCCAUGUUUAGCUUCACAUCUACUUUAUGUUUGCAAGCACUUAAAAAUAAAGAUUAUAUUAAGAUAAAUGACCUCGCAGAAAGCUUUCACAUGGCGCGUCGCCGAGCUCAAGCAUUAGGACAAGUGCGUUACGGUCUACCAACUAACUUCUCAUCACUCCAGAAAAGCCGAUCAUUUUAACUGAUGUAAACAUAUGGCCUGUUCCUCGAGUGGGCGUUCUUUUGGGGGGCCUUUGCAAUUUUCUUUGACCCAGAAUUAAAAGUCUCAGAAGGUCAUUUUAUCUUGUUAUGGUACGCAUGUGAACAUCAAAGGGAACCGACAGCUAAUCUGGUAUAAUUUAGAGCACAAACCGUACCCUGCUCUAAGUCACGAUUCAGGAAGCAUUUGUCACUUUUCAUUUGCCAAACUAAUCACGCGUAGCAGAGCGAGUUGUUCAUCACCCGCGCUGUCGUUUUACUUCACGUGAAAAUCGCCGCAUCCUGACAUUGUCUACCUUCCCGGACAUGGUUUGGUAGAAACGGGGUGCGCAAGUAGUUCGGUUAAGCAUUUGACGGCUCUCUCACGCCCACUGCAUGGCAAACAAAGAGAGCAAACAUACAAAAGGAUCAGUGAAAAUUGUGACAAGGCUCCGCCUGCCUGUUUAUAUACCAUAGAUUAUUGGGUGUUGGAUAGCAUUAUUAUACGAUUUGCUUUCUUAAUCUUCCAAUCGCCAACAAGGUGAAGUGUACACAAGUACUAUAAAGCAUCGGGGGGCCUCAAUUGAUUUGCAAAUAAUUGGAAACUUUAAUACGACAGAAAAUAAUUAAAAUCUGUCUGGCUUGCCACUCAAGCCCUUGUCAAUUCCCAGAAGCAUCUUUUGAAAAGUGAUCGGUGCGACCUGAUGAAUCACAAAGCUUCGCCGCUGCACGAAAUUUAAACCGUAUUUGAAGUGCGUUCGUGAAGUAGAUUUCCCUCAGGCGAUAAUUGGCGCAAAAUCGAACACUUUGGCCGCUGUGGAGUGGAGUGAGUCUGCGGAAAGAACAGCCUACCGUGACUGACUAACGUUUUGUGCCACCGACUGGUAGAGCCCGGGGUUAUAAAACAUUUAGCACCGACCGUGAAUUAAGCUCAAUUAUGACGUCCCAGUUGGGCCCUAUAGGUACGAACAGUACAACGCAAGCAGCGCCUAGACAAGCAGGUAGUAAGAGAAAACGCUCGCAAACUCGUGACCUGUCGCCACCAUUGACUCCUCUAUCUCCUUCCUCAUCUCAUUCAAAGAGAACAGAGAACUCUACAUCCGCCUUUGAACUGAUCGAUUCCGAGGAUCGAGUCCUUGGACUCCAUGGUGUAAGCACAGUUAGUGGAACAGGAGUUGUUUCUUCGCCAUCUGCCAAUGUGACUAGUGCUGGUUUAGGGUCUUCGUGUGCUCCUCGUCUUUCACACACUCCACCUCACGACUUUGUUCUCUCCUCGCCGAUGCAGCCACAAACGCACCAAUAUUAUGCCCCGCAAUACAACCCUUUGCAUUAUCAACAACAACAGCAGCCAAGGUUCGACUUCACACACCCUCUCGAACCUUUUCAAGCAGCUCAUUCAUCACAAUUCGGUAAUGGUCCCGCAGGAUUUCACCCGGUAUCAGCAGGAGGAGCGCAUCAACCCAUGGCUGGUCCAACACAUCCUCAACCUUCACAGCAUCAAGGAAGGCAUUCUCUCCGAGCCCGCUCUGAGGUGGAAGCUUUACAACAAGUGCACAUGAACCAAUUUGCUGGAGCGGCCAUGGAACACGCGAGAAGGAGUAGAGAAGAACUUUACUCAGUUAGGCGGCCUGAUGUCUUUGACAUAAUAGGGCCGGGUAACAUUCAAGAAUCUCAGAACCAUCGAUCCUCGGCUCUGAGCAGUAAGAACGGUGAGCUUCCACAUGGACAUCACAAUUCUCGAGAAAGUCACAGCAACAAAGCAAAGCAGAUUGAGCGUGAUUCCCGCGAGGAGGCAGAUUCCGACAGUCCUGUCCAUCCUUCCGAUGUGUUCUGCUGUGUUCCAGGCCGAUUGUCCCUUCUAAGUUCAACCUCAAAAUACAAGGUCACUGUAGGAGAGAUACGUCGGAGACUUUCUCAUCCCGAGUGUUUGAAUGCUUCGCUGUUGGGUGGAGUGCUUAGGAGGGCGAAGUCUAAGAAUGGUGGUAAAAGUUUGCGUGACAAAUUAGAAAAGAUCGGUCUGUCACUUCCGGCGGGAAGAAGAAAAGCAGCUCAAGUCACGCUACUUACGUCACUUGUAGAAGGUGAAGCGGCCCAUUUAGCUGCUGAUUUUGAUUACGUGUGUGAAUCAGAGUUUCCUGCAGCACAGCUGGCCGAACGACAGUACAGACAACAUUCUGAACCAUCAGAACAGCAAGCAAGAAAAAACGCAAUUCUUGCAGCAAAACAAUUGACAAAGGAACUACAAGAUGUUCUUGCACAGGACCCCUAUCCUAAGACCAGGUUACCCAAUAGUAACCUGCCGGACUCCAUUUUACGUAGCCUUAACCAGUUUGGUUUAGUGACCCAUGGUUUUGGUUCACCGGCGAUAAAUGCGGCCAUGAAUGCAUUUCAAGCUUACCUAGGAGAACUGCUUAAAUUCCACGAAGGAAACGGAGUCAGUACCGGAAGUAGAAAUCAAAAUAUUGUCAAAAACGGCGAGCCCUGAGUCAAUAGAUAAAUGUUAUUCACUGUAUAUUUAGAAGAAAAAAAAAUAGAGUUUGUAUCCAUCUCUUAGUUUAGAUAGUAUUAUUACAGAUGGGCUUAUUAAGCUUCCGUCCCCGGACCAUAAACGUGUAUAGAAUAUAUUAUAAUCACAGAACAGAGCCAAGAAUUACGCUACUUUCUUGACAGUGAUAUCUGACAAAAUGACAAGGAGGGGGGGAGAUUGUACACAUGAUUAUGAGUUGGUAUCACAAUAUCAUUGCUGUUGUGUAUGAAAUAUAUUUAAGCCUCAGCAAAGACUGAAAUACAGACGCUAAAUAUUAUGGUUUAUUGUGGCUGUUAGUCGCUGUUAAUUUCAUGUUGCAACCAGCGCGAUGUGGACUAGGCCAUUCUUCAAACUUAAGAGAAAAAAAACUUGACAGGAAAGAGCAUAAUCAACGCAAAACUUCUAAAAACUUUCAAGCUAUUGCAACUAAAAAUUGUCAGAGAAGGGACAAUCUGAAAAAAGUUUGUACGACUGGAAGUUUGACAGAUGUCACCAGUCUUACAGAGAUGUUAUUUCAUCAACUUUGAAAUUCUCCUCUGAAACAAAAAAUUCAACGAAAAAAACAUUGUAAGAUAAAUAAAUAAAGGAUGCCUAUUUAGGUGCUGGUAUAAAAUUUUUGUGUAUUUUAAUAAUUAGUGGCUUUAAUUUCAAGACGUCGAGGUCUGUACUUUCAACAGUUGAUUAUAUUAAAUACACAUGUCGUCGAGAA